AUGUCAACGUCUCUCCUUUACGACUGUUCGGAAGCGUCGUUUGACGACGUCAGUCUCAAUGGCUUCCCGCGCGCUCGCGAGCAACGAGGAGCUGUGGCAGCGGGCGAGCAAGACGGGCACGGGACUGAGUGUUACCACGCUGCGCUUUUCGCGAACCAUUUCGCUGGACCAGGUGGCAGCAGCAGCAGCUCUGGCGGCGUCCCAGCACCCAUCCUCGCUGCAAAGAUCAUCAGGGUGCAAAAGCCCAAGCCGCACUGGGAGCUCCGCGUGUCUGGGGACGCUCCCCCUGCUGUCCCCGUUGCUGCGUGCUCGUGGCAAGAUGUGCUGGGCGUUGAUGGGGCGAGCACGCUGGGCGCUAGUGAGUCGGAGGAGGCGCUGAGGCUGGUGACUCAGGUGGAGAUGAAUACACCCAUGGCGACCGUGGUGGGGGAGAAGGAUGAAGAGCCGACUGACGUGUUCCAGGUCCACGUGUACCCCUCUGAGCUCGCCACGUGUAUCGUUCUGAGAGGCCACUGCGCUGCCUUCGAUCGCUCCUCCGCUCUCUCUGUCGCCCGCGCCUUUCUCUCCGCCCUCGCGGCUGUGCUCGCUGGUUCUGCCCCUUCUUCCCCAACCUGGCCUAGCACAGGGGUGUCUCUUCCGCCCUCUCUUUCCUCCCUCAUGCCCAAGGGCGCGCAGGCGAAGGGCUUUUUCACCAAGAUGGUGGACGCGGUGGGGUAUGCCGCCUCCUCUCAUUCUGCCGUGCUGCCCUUCCAGCCUGGUUGUGCUGACUCGCUCAAGAACCAUUUCCGCUCCGAGAUCAUCCCCAUCCAUCUCUCCAAGCAAGAGACUGAUGCGCUCAAGAGUGCAUGCGAGGCGAGGGGCAGCUCGCUGUACGGCGUGCAGUGUGCCGCGGUGCUCAAGGCAGCUGCAGAGGAGCUGAAGCUCAAGAAGGACGAGUCGUUUGGCGUCACCAGCCUCAUUGACUGUCGUCAGUACUGCGACCCCGCGCUCCCCUCUUCGGCCAUCGGGGUGUUUGACUCGGGGCUGCCUCUAAAGCACUCUUGCUCGCACGCCUCCUCCCUGUGGGGCAUUGCCGGGCAGCUCACGCAGCAGGUGGCCACUGCGGUCAGCAAGGGGAAACAUUUCUCGGAGCUGCCCGUGCUGGAGAUGCUGUUUGUCACGGUGCUCAACACCCCCUCCCUGAGCCCAGAGCACUCCCUGCGCACCUCCUUCCUCACCUCCUUCACCGACGGUCCUCUCCCUCUCGACCUCGCCACUACACACGGCACCAGUAACGGCAGCGCCACCAACGGUACCACCAAUGACAGCAGUGCUGCUGCUGGCGGUGACCUGGCUCUGCUGCAGCUGGAUGGGGUGAUGGGGCCUCUGGUGGCGAGUCACGGCAUCGGCCCCUGCAUUGGCAUGCCCGACUUUAUCAAGGAUGGGGCGCUGCAGGUGCUGCUGGUGUACCCGACUCCACUCUACUCGCCUGCCCAGAUGGCCCAGUUUGCUGUCCUCGUUAAGAACAACCUCAUUGCAGCUGCAGCUAACCAGGAUGUGUA
Molecule: messenger RNA, 1541 nt
Organism: Closterium sp. Naga37s-1
Lineage: Eukaryota; Viridiplantae; Streptophyta; Zygnematophyceae; Desmidiales; Closteriaceae
Source: the annotation of a GenBank genome assembly